UUUUUUUUUUUUUUUUUUUUAAUUUUUCUUUUCGCGUGUUGAGCUUUUGUUGUUUGAGUGUGCGCGUGCGGUGAGAUGAAAGUCAACGAGCGGCACCGAAACAAGGAGUCCAGCGGCGCGUGGACACAACUUCUAUUCUACAAAUGCACUUUAUAUUUAUUCAUCUUGACUCUGGAACUGAGGAGUGUGACGGCACCCCUAGAAUCUGAUGUGUUUGCGUUCUUCCAUGAGGGUGCCCGGGGAUGUCUGGGGGUGCGGGACCACGCCCUCAUCUUAUCAACUUCCUGUGAGGAAGACAACCAGCGCUGGAAAUGGGUGACCCGAGGUCGCCUCUUCAAUCUAGGCUCAUCAAUGUGCCUGGGCCUAACUGUUGGCAACUCCAGUUCUAGAGGGGACAGGUCCCUGCUGGGCGUGUACACAUGUGACCAUGAACCCCCCAGGGUGCGCUGGACCUGGAACUGUGGCCAGGUGCUUGACAGCCUCAACAAAAACCUUCCCUCGCCUUCUCUGUUUGGGAACGUUUCCUCACAAGCGCCUUCCCUCAAGCCCUCAGGAGGAUGGCUCAAAUGGACAGUGUACGGUGGCAUGCAGGACCUGUGCUCGAAUACGUAUCGUGAGAUCUACACAAUCCAGGGCAACUCUCACGGUCGCCCCUGUUACCUGCCCUUCCUGUACGAUGGCAACUGGUUCCACAGCUGUACCAACAUUGGGCGCGAGGACGGUCACCUCUGGUGUGCAACUACCUAUGACUACAGCAAAGACGAGCGCUGGGGCUUCUGUCCCGUCAAGAGUAAAGGCUGUGAGACAUUUUGGGAUACUGAUCCGCUGACUGACAGCUGUUACCAGUUUAACUUCCAGGCUACGCUGUCAUGGAGUGAAGCACGGAUUAGUUGCCAGCAGCAGGGAGCAGACCUGCUGAGCAUCACCAAGUUGCAUGAGCAAACCUAUAUCAAUGGUUUGCUGACUGGCUACAGUGCUGCUUUGUGGAUUGGCCUCAAUGACCUGGAUGUCAACGGAGGUUGGCAGUGGGCCGACUCCUCACCGCUGAAGUAUCUUAACUGGGAAACAGACCAACCAAACCAAGCUGAGGAGGCCAAUUGUGUCGCAAUCAGAACUGAGUCAUCAGGUCGCUGGCAAAACCGUGAUUGUGCUGUUGCUCUGCCUUAUGUUUGCAAGAAGAGGCCCAACGCCACCCUGGAACCCUUCACUACCGACUCCUGGGCUGACAAUGAGAAAUAUGAGUGCGAUGUAGGUUGGCAGUCUUUUCAGGCUGGUUGCUACAAGCUGACUUCAGAAAAGUCCAACUGGGAAACUGGUCAGAAAACCUGCCAGAAAAUGGAGGCCAACCUGGUCAGCAUCCACACUUUGCCCGAACUCGAGUUCAUCCUGCGCAAUCUCAAGAAAGACAUUAACCAGCUGUGGAUCGGGCUGCAUGACACCAACAUGCAAAUGGACUUCCAGUGGACUGACCACACACCCGUCAUCUUCACGUACUGGCACCCAUUUGAACCAAAUAACUUCCGCAACACUGAGGAAGAUUGUGUCUCCAUGUGGGGACCUGAGGGUCGCUGGGAUGACAACCCUUGUAAUCUGACGCUGGCCUCCAUCUGUAAGAAACAAGGCACCAAACAUGAAGGGAAGCCACAGCACAAAGACUGCAAACAAGGCUGGAAGUGGCACAGUCCGGCUUGUUACUGGGUGGGUGAGGAUCUGCUCACAUUUGAAGAGGCGAGGAAAGCCUGUGAGGACAAUGCAGCUACUCUUGUAGCUAUUACCAAUAGGUUCGAGCAGGCCUUCGCCAGCAGCCUGGUGUUUGGUCGUUCUGGAGAUUCUUUCUGGAUUGGCCUCCAUGAUCAAGGCAGCCCCAACUCCUUUCACUGGCUCAGCGGUGAUGAGGUCUCCUAUACCAACUGGAAUCGAGACCAGCCAGUUAAAGUUCAUGGCCGCUGCGUUUCUAUGGCGACGGGCAUCGCAACAGGUCUGUGGGAGGUGAGGGAGUGUGCGUCAGCACGGGCAAAAUUUAUUUGCCGUCAGAACCAGGACACGUCUGUGAGCCCAGAGCUUCCGGUCCCACAGCCCACCCCGAGCCUCACCGGAUCCUGUCCAAACGGCUGGAAGAGCAACAGCAACCUGCACUACUGCUACAAGGUGUUCCAUUCCUCCACAUUGAGGUCCAAACUGAGCUGGUUGAAGGCCCACCUGUUCUGUAGAGAUCAUGGAGCCAACCUGCUCAGCAUCAGUGGCCCAGAUGAGGAGCAGUUUGUUCUUCAGAUCCUCCAUGAGGCCUUUGGGGAGUCAGAGGAGCAUGAGCAGCACUGGUUUUGGAUUGGACUGAAUCGCAGGAACCCCAUGGACAAUGGCAGUUGGAAAUGGAGUGAUGGGCUGGCUUACACAUACCAGAACUUUGGCCGCUACUAUUACAACAUUAGGCAGUGUGCAGCCGCAGACUUGGGCACGAUGACUUGGCUGGCUAUGCACUGCGACUCAGAAUUGGACUGGAUCUGCAAGAUCCCCAGAGGAAGUGUUGAGAAGGAAAAAGACACUGCUGAAGGCACCAGUUCUCCAGAGUGGAUCCUAUUCCAGGAUGCCGAGUACAAGUUUUUUGACCACCGCACAACUUGGCAGCAGGCUCAGAGGAUUUGCACCUGGUUUGGUUCCUCUCUGGCCUCCAUCCACUCACUUGCAGAACAGAAGUUCCUGGCUUACACUUUAGAGAAGAUGGUAAAGGUGGAGGGUGAUGACUGGUGGGUUGGGCUUCACACUUAUGAAAACGAUGGUCGUUUUCGCUGGUCUGAUUAUUCGUUGCUCAACUAUGCAUCCUGGGCUCUUGGAAAGCCUCAAACUCUGAGUCGGGAUCGUAAAUGUAUCCACAUUACGGCCAACAAAGGAGACUGGGCAGAUCGGAAGUGCCACUCUGACCUGCCCUACAUUUGUAAGAGAGUGAAUGUCACCGGCACCAUUCCUCCAACGCCAGCAUCACCACUCCCACCAUCAGGUUGCCCUGACAGAUGGUCGUCCUAUCAGCACAAGUGUUUCAGAGUAUUUGACCAGCCAAGCCGUGUUACGUGGUCUGCAGCCAGGCUGAUGUGUGAGACACACAAGGGUGUACUGGCAAUGGUGUCCAACCAUUUAGAACAAGCUUUCAUCACCACGCUGCUCUUCAAUGUCAGCGUUAACCUUUGGGUCGGCUUGACGUCAGACUCUAAAGGUUAUUUCCAGUGGGCCCAGCCUUCCCUUCUCAGCUACACCAACUGGGCUCCUGGAGAGCCACUGGACAACAGAGGGCCACUUCGCAACAAAAACCCGGGGAACUGUGUGGUGAUGAUUCACGGCAACCCACAGAGGAACACUGGCAUGUGGGCGUCCAGGGACUGUGAGAUGGAGAGUAAUGGCUUCAUCUGUCAGAAGAAGCAAGAAUCUGGUCUUCCGCCAGCUCCGACCCUCAUUCCUGCCUCCCUGUCAAAGCCGCUGGAGCUGGGCGGGGUCACAUACCGGGUGGUGGAGAAGCGCUUUGAUUGGACUGGCGCUCUACACAUGUGUGAGUCUUUGAAUGGGACCCUGGCUAUGGUGAAGGAUCCCUACCAGCAGGCUUACCUCACCCUACUUAUUAACCAUCUGCGCCGACCCGCCUGGAUCGCCCUCUACAACUACGGCGGGCGGAGCUUCACCUGGUUGGGUGAAGAGGAACUGUCAUAUUCAAACUGGGAAGAUGACAAGCCCAAUCAGAUGACUGGAUGUGGUCACAUGACCACCACUGGGCUGUGGACUAAGACUCCCUGUGAUGCUAAACUGGAUGUUGCCAUUUGUCAGAUUAGUGAGGAGCCUGUGUUUCACCAGUGGAUCUUCCCUGGACAGUGCCCUCACUCUCUGGGGGAGUGGGCGUGGGUGCCCUUCAGGAACCACUGUUAUGCCUUUAACCUGCAAAAUGUUAAGCUGCAGCAGGACGCACGGACCUCCUGCAGUAAAGUGGGAGCUGAACUUCUCUCCAUCUUGGAUGAGACAGAGAAUGAAUUUGUAUGGGAGCACAUCCAGAGUAAUGCAGAUCAGGCAAACGGGGCUUGGCUGGGAAUCAACAUCAAAGGUCGAGGCUUGGUGUGGAGUGAGGAUGUAGAAAUGUCUUAUACCAACUGGGAGGCACAAGAUGUUGCUUUUUCUGUGCUGUCUCCCAACUCCUGCUUCUGGAUCCAAAGCAACACCGGCCUGUGGAAGCCGGGCUCCUGCAGAAACCGCACACACGGUGUCAUCUGCAAACGGCAUCGCAGUGCUGAACCGUCGCCUGUUGCCUCCAACAGCGAGCACUUGCCCACCAUCAUUGUCGUCAUGGUGACAGGCCUGUUGCUGGUGGUGCUGAUCGUCGGUGUGAUCUACUUGUACCGCCGGAGAACUGUUGGGGUGCGAGGCUCUUAUGACGGGGCGCGCUACAGCCGCACCAACUCCAGCCAAGAGGAGCAGGUGGAGAAGAACAUCCUGGUGUCGGACAUGGAGCUGAACGAGCAGGCGGAGUAGCAGAGCUGCCCUGAUCCCGCCCCCCAAGGACUGGACCCAAUCCAUGAUUGUGGCAAUUAUUAUUAUUAUUUUUGUCAUCUCGUUUUAUGAAACCAAAAAAAAAAAAAAAGAUUUUAAAGGACUUUGAAGCUGUGUGGAGCGCAGCAGAUGCCACUUUUUUUUAUGAAGCCCCGCCCACUCAAUCUUCAAUCGUGGCGUCUCCUCUGUGUAGAAAAAUCCUUCAGCUUUCCCAAGAAAGGGCUCAUGGAUGCAAGAUAUGGAUCAAGUGGAAGGUUCCAGCACUAAAUGUUUGACACAAACCCUCUUCAAAAAAAAAAAAAAAAAGACUCCUGUUUUUCUUCAACGGUGCCAAAAUAAAGUUUGCACUGUGUAAAUUUUUGUUUUCUUGUUCCUGCUCAGACAGCAAAAAAAAAAAAAAAAA
Thalassophryne amazonica is the source of this 4927-nucleotide messenger RNA. It is a transcript of the gene mrc2, whose product is annotated as mannose receptor, C type 2. The record is from RefSeq and is a predicted model, not a curated record. Gene Ontology annotation, molecular function: signaling receptor activity. The coding region runs from base 76 to 4506 and encodes 1476 amino acids. NCBI's taxonomy places the organism in Eukaryota, Metazoa, Chordata, Actinopteri, Batrachoidiformes, Batrachoididae. The transcript has 29 exons.